Molecule: messenger RNA, 1773 nt
Organism: Rotaria sp. Silwood1
Lineage: Eukaryota; Metazoa; Rotifera; Eurotatoria; Philodinida; Philodinidae
Source: the annotation of a GenBank genome assembly
AUGACCUAUGAAUCCGCUGGAACUCCGGUCUAAUCUGUUUUGGAAGAUUUAGCUAAUGAAAUAAUCUACGAAAUAUUUGAUUAUCUUGAUAUUUUUCAUGUUUAUGAUGGAUUCAUUGAUCUUAACAAACGAUUUAAAAAACUACUGAAUAAUUCAAAUCUUCCACUUCAAGUCAAUAUUUCAACAAUGACAAAAACAAAUUUUCAACGUUGUUACAAAAAUAUUAUUAUACCAAAUAGACAUCGAAUAAACUAUCUUCGAUUAUCAAAUAUAUUUACUACUGAUAUUGUUUUUUCACCACCACGUUUAAUAACACAAUUUCCUCAAAUUGAAUCAUUGGUUCUUGAUAAUAUCGUUUAUCGAUCCUUUAAGAACAUUUCUACUUAUUUAACACAUUUACCUAAAUUACAUUCAUUAAUUAUUAGUUUUACUGAAAAACUUGAAUAUGAAAAUAUUCCAUUUGGUACAAUAUUUUCUUUAUCUAAUUUAAAAUAUUUCAAAAUUACUUAUCAAGAAACAAAUGAAUAUGAGCCACAUCCUAUUUAUUUUACUGAUUAUGGUCAUAGUUCUAUCGAACAUCUUGUGAUAAAUACUCGUUUUCAUGUCGAAUCAUUUAAUAAUUUAUUAUUUUGUUUUCCAAAACUUCGUCAUUUAAAAAUUGAUUGUCUUCGUAGUUCUUAUAAUACGGCAAACAAGAUGAACAAAGAAGAACCAAUUGUAUUAGAACAUUUAAAAUCUGUUUCACUCAAACUUGAUUUUAUUGAUCUUAAUGAUAUUGAAGAUUCAUUUAAAAAAUUCUUUUAUUUUGUUCAAGUUUUACAACUUACAACAAAUAGAUAUAGUUUUGAAUGUUUAAAUGCUAAAAAAUGGGAACAAUUAAUAUCAAUUUAUAUGCCAAAUCUACGUAUUUAUAAUGUAAAUUACCUUGGAUUUGGAUUAUCGAAUCAAGGAACAUUUCAUGAAUUAGUUGAUCAAUUUAAUUCUUCAUUUUGGAUUUCAAAACAAUGGUUUUUUACACAUCAACAUGAUUGGCAAGAAAAUUUUAAUUAUGGAAUAUUCUAUUCAACAGAUCCAUAUCGAAGUAAAGAUUAUACAUAUUAUUGGCAAUCAGAUAGACAAUCCUGUCCAUAUAUUCGAAAAACAAAUUUCAAAUCAGUUAAACAUGUUCUUAUUGAUAGUAAACGAGUAACAAAUAAUCAUGGAAAUUAUUUUCCAAAUACAACUCGAUUAACUCUUACAAAUAAUUUUGAAACACCUGGUAAUUUGUUUCCAAUGAUUCUCAAUCGUAUUAUUCCUUUAAAAAAUCUCACAAAAAUAGUUAUUGAAUCCUUCAGUUUUCCACUAGAACAAAUAAUCAAUUUAAUACGAUUUAUACCUAAUUUGCAUACAUUAAAAUUUAAUUUAUUAUGUUUUAAAAAAAUUAAAACAAAUAUAAUUGAACAAAGUCAAAUAUUUCAAUAUGUAUCAAAGACAAAUAAAAUAAAAUAUUUAGAUCUUGAUGAUGGAUGUUCAUUAGAAAGAAUUCAAUUGAUUAUGAAAUUAUUUCCAAAAUUAGAAUAUAUGAAAAUUGCUAUGAAGAAAAAAGAAACUAAUGAAAUUGUUCGAUUUAUAUUAUCAAAUAAUAAUAUUCAAACAGGUCCUUUAACGUUUUUAUGUAUGUCACGAUUACCAAGAAGAUGUUUGAAAGAAAUAAAUAUAUUAAUUAAAUCGGAAAACUUAGUUAAUGAUUAUUGUAUUAAAUAUGUUGAUCGUGAUUUAUAUUUAUGGUUGUAA